Molecule: messenger RNA, 2232 nt
Organism: Venustampulla echinocandica
Lineage: Eukaryota; Fungi; Ascomycota; Leotiomycetes; Helotiales; Pleuroascaceae
Exons: 7
Coding region: 1-2232 (743 amino acids)
Biological process (GO): transmembrane transport
Cellular component (GO): fungal-type vacuole membrane
Molecular function (GO): transmembrane transporter activity
Source: RefSeq, a predicted model, not a curated record
AUGCCAGAAAAGGCUCCGAAUCAGAUGAGCAAUUCCUCUGCAGAUACAAUUGACAAGGAUAUCGAAACCUCAUCAACACAUUCGGUUCCGGAUGACACGGACGAAACAGGAGUAGAUGAUAUCGAGGCGUACCCGGCGGGAGGCAAUGGGACGAUAGCUAUGAAGGAGGGGCCCAUGACGAGGUCGAGUACUAAAAGUAGCUGGAAAGACCCGGGGCCGCCACCUGAUGGAGGAUUGCUUGCAUGGUGGCAGGUUUUCUUGAGCCAUUUGGUCAUUAUGAAUACAUGGGGCUUCAUCAACUCUUUCGGUGUCUUUCAAACCUACUACGUGACUGCGCUUGACCGCCCACCAUCAGACAUAUCGUGGGUAGGUUCCAUGCAGGUAUUUCUCCUCUUUUUCGUCGGCACUUUUACCGGACGCCUUACGGAUGCAGGAUAUUUCCGUCCCGUUUUCGUCACCGGCUCGAUCCUAGGCGUCUUUGGCCUAUUCAUGGCAUCUCUCUCUACAACAUACUGGCAGCUAUUUCUUGCGCAAGGCGUCUGCUGUGGUCUUGGGAAUGGCUUCUUGUUCUGCCCCGCAUUGAGUACUUUGAGCACGUAUUUUAGCAAGAAGCGAAGUUUAGCUAUUGGAAUAGGUGCGGCGGGCAGUGCAACGGGAGGCAUCGUAUUCCCUAUAAUGGUGCAACAACUCCUGCCAAAGGUUGGAUUUCCCUGGACCAUGAGAGCCCUGGCAUUCAUACAGCUUGCAUGUUUGCUAGUCUGUGAUAUAGGCAUCAAGACUCGGGUGCCGCCAAGGAAAACGGGUGCGUUGGUGGAUUGGGCGUCGUUCAAGGAGUUGCCGUAUGUGCUGUUUGCCAUUGGGAUGUUCUUCACUUUCAUGGGAGUGUAUUUUGCAUUCUAUUACCUGGGAUCCUUCGCACGAGACAUCAUUGGCGUACCUUACUCUGAAAGCAUUAACAUCAUCAUCAUCUUGAACGGCGUCGGAGUCCUUGGACGAGUCCUGCCUAACCAUUUAGCUGACCGAUUUUUCGGCCCUCUGAACACCCUCAUUACGGCCGUCUUCAUCACAUCUAUGUGUUGUCUUUGUUGGAUUGCUGUUUCGAAUCGAGCAGGAUUGUAUGCGUGGACCGUGGCCUAUGGAAUCGGCGGGGCGGCUAUUCAAGGCCUGUUCCCAGCCACAUUGAGCAGCUUGACGACGGAUUUGAGGAAAGCAGGGACUAGAAUGGGACAAGUGUUCACAAUAGUCAGUUUUGCUGUGCUUAUCGGGCCACCUAUUUCUGGACAGCUGAUCCAGCUACGUAAUGGUGGAUAUCUGUAUGCACAGCUCUUUGGGGGAGUGUCGUUAGCUGUGGGAUUUUGCCUUCUUGUUGCAUCCCGAUUAGCGAGGAUUGGACUGUUGGACAGCUUAAAAAGUAUUAACACACCAUUGGAUCAUUGUCAAGGUGAAACGCUCCUCCGAGGGCUGCCACAGGAGGAUCUUGUUGGCAGGCAAGCACUGUGGGCGGUUGUGUUACAUCGUAAGGCUAGAUAUGUCCUCCACAGGGCUGUAAGCGAUGUUCGUAUUGGAAAUGCCUGUGCAGCCUUAGAUGCUUUAAAAGCUUGCAACUCCCUUGGCGUUUAUCCACCGAGCUCUCUCGCGCAUCACAUACCUCCUAUACGCACGGCAUCGAAUCGACGCGACGGCGAACAUACACUCAAAAUGGUUCAACGCGCCACUGAAAGGGAGACCCGCGCCUGGGCCGCGCUGCCCUCCAGCAGAGAAAUGGCCAUUCGUCGUCUCUCCUCCGUCCUACUCAUGGGCGCCCUCCUCACCGUCAUCACACCCUUUACGCCGUUCUCGUGGAUGAUCCCCAGCCAAGGCCCCGAACUCCUCGAUCAAUUCAUCUCACCACCCCUUUUCCUCGGCGCGCUCUUCUUUCAAUGGCGGAUCGCGGGCGUGGUUGGGAAUAUCAUGAUCCAUGUGAUGGACGUGGCGUUUGUGUACCACCAUGGGAUGUACUGGGGCCUUGCAUUUUUGGAGGUUGUCUUGUGUGUUAUGGUUAACAUGGUGAAGAAUGAGGUUUUAAGACGAUUUUCGGCCGCUGGACUUGUCGGUGGGCUAUGGGCGAUUGGGUGGUUCGCAACGCCGCAGAGGUAUAAGCAACAGGCCUGGGAGCAUCUCAAGUGGAUUUGGACCAUGAUGGCGUUUAACCAUGCUGCGGGUGCCGCUACUGGCAGGAGGAGACGGUUUUGA